This is a messenger RNA of Calypte anna (Anna's hummingbird), 850 nucleotides long. It is a transcript of the gene EXOSC4, whose product is annotated as exosome component 4. Gene Ontology annotation, biological process: U4 snRNA 3'-end processing; poly(A)-dependent snoRNA 3'-end processing; nuclear mRNA surveillance. The record is from RefSeq and is a predicted model, not a curated record. Gene Ontology annotation, cellular component: nucleolus; nuclear exosome (RNase complex); cytoplasmic exosome (RNase complex). NCBI's taxonomy places the organism in Eukaryota, Metazoa, Chordata, Aves, Apodiformes, Trochilidae. Bases 48 to 788 code for a protein of 246 amino acids. The transcript is spliced from 3 exons.
GCAGGGCACGCCGGGAGUUGUAGUCCUGGGGGCGUGAGGGCAAUAAGAUGGCGGCGCCCGAGCUACUGUCGGACGAGGGGUACCGGGCGGACGGACGCCGUCCCGCCGAGCUCCGCAAGGUCCGGGCGCGCAUGGGGGUCUUCGCUCAAGCCGACGGCUCGGCCUACAUCGAGCAGGGCAACACCAAGGCGCUGGCUGUGGUCUACGGCCCACAUGAGAUGCGCGGGUCCCGCAGCAAAUCCCUGCCGGACCGUGCGGUGGUGAACUGCCAGUACAGCAUGGCCACCUUCAGCACCGGGGAGCGGCGGCGGCGGCCACACGGCGACCGUCAGGCGGGGGAGCUGGCCCUGCAGCUCAAACAGACCUUCGAGGCUGCCAUCCUCACACAGCUCUUCCCCCGCUCGCAGAUCGACAUCUACGUGCAGAUCCUCCAGGCAGACGGUGGCAACUACUGCGCCUGCGUCAACGCGGCCACGCUGGCGGUGAUGGACGCGGGGAUCCCCAUGCGGGACUUUGUCUGUGCCAGCUCUGCCGGGAUGGCCGAGGAGACCCCCCUGGCCGACCUCAGCUCCCCCGAGGAGGCAGCGUCGGGGGGCCCGGGGCUGGUGCUGGCACUGCUGCCCGCGGCUGGGCAGAUCGCGCUGGUGCAGCUCAGCGCCCGCCUGCACCAGGAGCGCCUGGAGGCGGCCAUGGAGGCGGCGGGGGGGGCCUGCAGGGCCCUGCACGCUGUGCUGGACAGAGUGGUGCGGGAGAGGCUGCGGGAGGUCACCGCCCUCAUGGGGGACUGAGGGGACACGGGGAGGGGGGUGGCACCAUGCCAGGACCCUGCUCAAUAAAGGUCUGCUGAGUG